This is a messenger RNA of Vombatus ursinus (common wombat), 4558 nucleotides long. RefSeq names its product phosphatidylinositol transfer protein membrane associated 1 (gene PITPNM1). Gene Ontology annotation, biological process: phospholipid transport. Gene Ontology annotation, molecular function: phosphatidylcholine intramembrane carrier activity; phosphatidylinositol transfer activity; phosphatidylinositol binding. The transcript is spliced from 24 exons. Gene Ontology annotation, cellular component: cytoplasm. Lineage: Eukaryota; Metazoa; Chordata; Mammalia; Diprotodontia; Vombatidae. Bases 143 to 3841 code for a protein of 1232 amino acids. The record is from RefSeq and is a predicted model, not a curated record.
GGGGGGCCUGAGCACCAGUGCUGCUGGGAUGGAGCCCUGCUGGUCCCAAGGAAAUUCAGGGGGGGCUGGGAGCCAGGAGGGGAGGUGAGGCGAGGCAGGCGGGCACCGUCUCUGCUGGCCGGGCAGCAGGCAGGCGGGCACCAUGCUGAUCAAGGAAUACCACAUCCUCCUGCCCAUGAGCCUGGAAGAGUACCAGGUGGCCCAGCUGUACAUGAUCCAGAAGAAGAGCCGAGAAGAGUCCAGCGGAGAGGGCAGCGGGGUGGAAAUCUUGGCCAACAGGCCCUAUGAGGACGGGCCAGGGGGCAGCGGGCAGUACACCCACAAGGUCUACCACGUGGGCUCCCAUAUCCCUGGGUGGUUCCGGGCCCUGCUGCCCAAGGCCGCCCUGCAGGUGGAAGAGGAGUCCUGGAAUGCUUACCCCUACACCAGGACGCGCUACACCUGCCCCUUUGUCGAGAAAUUCUCCAUUGAAAUAGAAACCUACUACCGGCCUGAUGGGGGUCAGCAGCCCAACGUCUUCAACCUGAGCGGGACAGAGAGGAGGCAGCGCAUCCUGGACACCAUCGACAUCGUCCGGGACGCAGUGGCCCCUGGCGAGUACAAGGCUGAAGAGGACCCGAGGUUGUACCGCUCGGCCAAGACGGGUCGGGGGCCCCUCGGGGACGACUGGGCACGGUUGGCUGCUCAGUCGGGCCCCCUGAUGUGCGCCUACAAGCUCUGCAAGGUGGAAUUCCGCUACUGGGGCAUGCAGGCCAAGAUUGAACAGUUCAUCCAUGAUGUCGGUCUACGGAGGGUGAUGCUUCGAGCCCACCGCCAGGCCUGGUGCUGGCAGGAUGAAUGGACCGAGCUCAGCAUGGCAGACAUCCGGGCUCUAGAGGAGGAGACGGCCCGCAUGCUGGCCAGAAAGAUGGCCAAAUGCAUCACACCUGAGGGGGAAGAGACUGAGGCCACCGCCGCAAAGCCGGUGACGGAGGGCCGGGCCCCUGCAGGCCAAGCAGGAAGUCCCGAGGGGCCCGAGGGCCCUGCAGCGGCUGAUGCUUCCCCGGACACUGACAGCUUCUCCAAACAGUGGUCUUCGUCCCCUCGGUCCUCCUACUCCUCCCAGCACGGAGGGGGGGUGUCCCCACAGAGCUUGUCUGAGUGGCGGAUGCAGAAUAUUGCCCGGGACUCAGAGAACAGCUCGGAGGACGAGUUCUUUGAUGCACAUGAAGGCUUCUCGGACAGUGAGGACGUCUUUCCUAAGGAGAUAACCAAGUGGAACUCCAAUGACUUCAUUGACGCCUUUGCCUCCCCAGCUGCGGCCACGGGGGCUUCGGACCCUGCAGACCCCGGGGCUGAGGUCACCAAGGGUGAAGGAGAAGGGGCAGGAGCAUCCAGAGACCCUGAGGGUCUGGGGGCUGGGGACCUGGGUCCUGAGGUCUGCGCCGUGCACGCCCUGUUCCUCAUCCUGCACAGUGGGAACAUUCUGGACGCCGGACCGGGAGAUGUGGAUUCCAAGCAAGCGGACGUGCAGACCCUGAGUGCAGCCUUCGACGCCGUCACCCGCGUGCACUUUCCCGAGGCCCUGGGCCACGUGGCCCUGCGCUUGGUGCCCUGCCCACCCAUCUGCGCGGCAGCUUAUGCCCUCGUCUCCAACCUAAGUCCCUACAGCCACGAUGGGGAUAGCUUGUCUCGCUCCCAGGACCACAUCCCGCUGGCCGCCUUGCCCCUGCUGGCCACCUCCUCCUCCCGCUACCAAGGGGCCGUGGCCACCGUCAUUGCGCGCACCAAUCAGGCCUACGCGGCCUUCCUGCGCUCGCCCGAGGGUACCGGCUUCUGUGGGCAGGUAGUGCUGAUUGGAGACGGCGUCGGUGGCAUCCUGGGCUUCGAUGCACUGUGUUACAGUGCCAACGCCAGCUUGGGGAGCCUGAGCAGCAGCCGCCGGGGCAGCAUGAACAAUGAACUGCUGUCCCCGGAGCAGGGCCCGGGCCGGGAUCCGCUGGCUGACGGCGUGGAGGCUGUGGGCUCUCUCUCCGCCCAGCGCCUGCCCAGCGAUGGCACAGCCCCAGAGCCUGACUCCCUGUCCUCUCACUGCAGCCUGCAGGCUGGCACGUCCCCAGCAGAACCCCGGCGGGGGAGCACCGUCUCCUGCCCAGCCCCAGAGGCCACGGACGGCCCCACCCGCCUUGACUUCAAGGUGUCUGGCUUCUUCCUCUUUGGCUCGCCCCUGGGCCUGGUGCUAGCCCUCCGCAAGACCGUGAUGCCCGCCCUGGAGGUGGCCCAGAUGCGCCCGGCCUGUGAGCAGAUAUACAACCUCUUUCAUGCUGCUGACCCCUGUGCCUCCCGCCUGGAGCCUCUGCUGGCCCCCAAGUUCCAGGCCAUCGCCCCCCUCACCGUGCCCCGCUAUCAGAAAUUCCCCCUGGGAGACGGCACCUCUCUGUUGCUAGCCGACACCUUACAGACCCACUCGGGCCUCUUCUUGGAGGAGCUGGAGAUGAUGGUGCCGUCCACCCCCACGUCGGCCAGCGGCGGCUUCUGGCGGGGCCCUGAGCCGGGGCCUGAGCCCCCGCCCCCUGCAGGCGCCCCCGGCACGGCCAGCGAGGUGGUCAAAAUCCUGGAGCGCUGGUGGGGGCACAAGAGGAUCGACUAUUCCCUCUACUGCCCGGAGGCUCUUACGGCCUUCCCCACGGUGACACUGCCCCACCUCUUCCACGCCAGCUACUGGGAGUCAGCCGACGUGGUGGCCUUCAUUCUGCGCCAGGUCAUUGAGAAGGAGAGGCCCCAGCUGGCCGAAUACGAGGAGCCAUCCAUCUACAGCCCGGCCUUCCCUCGGGAAAAGUGGCAGAGGAGGAGGACCCAGGUCAAGAUCCGGAACGUGACCUCCAACCACCGGGCGAGUGACGUCAUCGUGUGUGAGGGCCGGCCACAGGUGCUGAGCGGGCGCUUCAUGUACGGGCCCCUGGACGUGGUGACGCUGACCGGAGAGAAGGUGGACGUCUACAUCAUGACCCAGCCCCUCUCUGGCAAGUGGAUUCACUUUGGUACUGAAGUGACCAACAGCUCCGGCCGGCUGACCUUCCCCGUGCCUCCAGAGCGCUCCCUGGGCAUUGGCGUCUACCCCGUCCGGAUGGUGGUCAGGGGGGAUCACACUCAUGCCGAAUGCUGCCUGACCGUGGUGGCCCGUGGCACCGAGGCCGUGGUGUUCAGCAUCGACGGAUCCUUCACCGCCAGCGUCUCCAUCAUGGGCAGCGACCCCAAAGUGAGGGCUGGAGCUGUCGACGUUGUCAGACACUGGCAAGACUCAGGCUAUCUGAUCGUGUAUGUGACGGGCCGACCGGACAUGCAGAAGCACCGUGUGGUCGCCUGGCUUUCCCAGCACAACUUUCCCCACGGGGUCGUCUCCUUCUGCGACGGCCUCACCCAUGACCCCCUGCGGCAGAAGGCCGUGUUCCUGCAGAGCCUGUUGCAGGAGGUGGAGCUGAACAUCGUGGCCGGCUAUGGCUCCCCCAAGGAUGUGGCUGUGUACGGGGCCCUGGGCCUCCCUCCCAGCCAGACCUACAUCGUGGGCCGCGCCGUCCGCAAGCUUCAGGCCCAGUGCCAGUUCUUGUCUGAAGGCUACGUGGCCCACCUGGCUCAGCUGGAAGCCGGCGCCCACCCUCACGCCCCCCAGGCCCCGCCAAGGACAGGGCUGGCCAAGAGCAGUUACGUGGCAGCUCCCGUGGACUUUCUCCGCAAACAGAGCCAACUGCUCCGCUCCCGGGGGCCCAGUCAGGCCGAUCGGGAGGGGCCAGGGACUCCGCCCACUGCCCUGGCCCGGGCCAAGGCCCGCAGCGUUAGCCUGAAGCUGGACAGUGAGGAGUGACUGACCCACGGCCCCCUGGGCCACUGCCAAGAGAACGGCUUAUUUAUUGACAAUCCCCCCAGCCCUCCCCCGGGGGGGCUCCCCCCGGCUUGUGCCCUUUCUGCGUCCCCCCCAUUCCCUGUCAAUGUGUUACAAAUCCCUUUAAUGUGAGGGGACGGGCCCUGGGGAGAGGCCUGUGAGGCUUCCAUGAUGUGUGAAACUGUGAACAUUAAACCCCAACCCCCAGCGUGGCGUCUGUGCUCUGUGGCGCCCCACGCCUCUCCCUGGCUUCUCUCGUGGCUUCCUGGCCCUCUGGCCCUCGGUCCGUGGGCAGGGGGCCCAGAGGUCCCCUUCAGAAGAGGAAAGGGCAUCCCUGCGACGGGAAAGGGCUUGACCAAGGCCACACAGCUAGCGAGCAGCCGAGCAGGCAUUCAAACCCAAGUCCUUUGACCCCACCCCCCCUUCUCCGCUGGUCCUCUUGGCCCCUCAGGCCUUUGUCCUGCUGCCGGCCAGGCAGGCCGCCUUUGGGGAAGCGUUCCAGGAGGUGGUGGGACCUAUGAGACAGCAUCCGAGACCGCGAGCUGGAAACUGAGGCCCAGGGAGGGAAAGGGUCUAGCCUACGCCCACCCAGGCAGUGAGAGAGGCAGGGCCGAGAUGUCUCUCCUCUACGCCCCUGAGAGAGAGCCAGGACCCUUUGGGACACAUCCCCCAGGCCCUCAGGAAUCCACUGGGGGGGGG